Messenger RNA from Penicillium longicatenatum, 1017 nucleotides. RefSeq lists its product as uncharacterized. Gene Ontology annotation, molecular function: 3-beta-hydroxysteroid 3-dehydrogenase (NADP+) activity. Lineage: Eukaryota; Fungi; Ascomycota; Eurotiomycetes; Eurotiales; Aspergillaceae. The record is from RefSeq and is a predicted model, not a curated record. Gene Ontology annotation, cellular component: endoplasmic reticulum membrane; mitochondrial outer membrane; lipid droplet. The transcript has 2 exons. Bases 1 to 1017 code for a protein of 338 amino acids.
AUGGAAGGAACCGUGAUUAUCACCGGUGCUUCAGGCUCCGUGGCCCUCGAGGCGGUGCAGCAACUUCUCUCCUCCCAUGCUCACUUGACUAUCGUCGGCACCGUUCGAAAUGCAAGCAGAUCUCCCAAAAGUCCCCAAUUGCUCCGUUUGGAAUCUCUUGUGCAGCAGUACCCGGGCAAGAAGCUCAUCCUCGAGAAUGUUGACCUCAACUCGUUGAAAGAUGUACGAUUCUUCGCGGAGAGGAUUUCCGACCAAGUGGCCGCUGGGAAGCUCCCUGCAAUCUCCGCCAUAAUCUGCAACGCAUUCACUUGGUCAUUAGAAAGCGGUCAGCAGUUUUCUUCAGAUCACUAUGAAUCGACAUUCCAGGUCAACCAUCUUGCGCAUUACCUACUCGUGCUGAAGCUUCUUCCCAGUAUGGACCGGAAGUCUGGUCGGAUCAUCAUGCUUGGGUCAGAGGUCCAUGAUCCAGAGCAUCGUAAUCCCCUUGCAGGAAUGGGAGCUUGUCUCCCCGCCGAUGAAAACCUUGAAGAGCUGAUCAAACCUGGCCCAGACUCGCCGGGGACAGAACAUGAUAUGGGCUGGCGGCGAUACGCUAACAGCAAACUGGCCAAUGUUAUGUUCAUGCACAGUUUGAAUAAACGAUUGCAACAGAACACAUUGUUUAGUGGAAUAACGGCUGUCGCUAUGGAUCCGGGCGCCGUUGUCGAUUCCCGAGCACAUCAGAUUCACCGCCGCUUCUUCAACAGACUUGUAUUCUCAAUGAUGAAAUUGUUGCGCCCUGUAUUGGCGCUGUUCACCAAUCAAUUCCGAACGAAUGCAGAAUCUGCCCGAGACCUUACGGCUCUGGCUACGGACCCGAAGUAUCAAAAUGUUCGAGGGUACUUCGAUGGACAAAGGGCAACAUCAUCCGCAGCGAUCGUCACGGAAACCGAGAAGCCGGAGGCGCUCUGGUCGGCAUGCUGGGAUUGGACCAAUGUGGAAGAUUCUGAAACCUGUCUACCCAAGCAUAUGCGUUGA